GGGAAGAGUACUGGUGGCCGCGUACCGGAAGCUGUGACUGUUGUUGACAGUUCGAUUCUGUUCCUGAAUGAUUUUUUGCACUUGGGCGGCUUUUUCCUCACGUACAUCAUGAAAAAAUUUUUGGAAGACAUUAAAAAGGAUAUCAAGUUCAAAUCGGCCGGUCCUGGAAAGAAGUUAAACGAGGAGAGCAGUAGCUCAAAAGAACCUGCCAACGAGCCAGCUGCCCCUGCAAAGCCAAGAUAUGUCCCCAGUGAAGGAUCUCAGAUGGCUGGUGCUGCAGCCCUAGCAAGAAUCCAGCAGCAACAAAAACCACGGCCGCUGUCAUCUCAAGAUGCAAUUCGCAAUCAAGUAAAGAAGGAGUUGAUGGCUGAAGCUGAAGCUGCAGCAGCGUCCACUACCUCUGUGCAUAAAGAUGACUCCAAAACAGAUCUUAAGGAAGAUGCCACAUUAUUCUCCGUGUCUGGUGUUUACUUCAUCUGUCCACUUACGGGAGCUACACUGAAAAAAAAUGAAAGAGAAAGUCAUAUCAAGGAAGCAAUACUCAUGAAAUUUGCAGAUGACCCACUGGAAGCCUCUAUCAUGAUGGUCCAUACGUUCAACAAGGACAGAGAGAAAGUCAGUGCAGCCAUUGAAGUCAUAGGCAAGUACAUGGACAAUAUAUGCAACAACCCUACUGAAGAGAAAUACAGAAAAAUAAGGCUGAGUAAUAAAAUAUUUCAGGAAAAAAUCCAUCCCUUAGAGGGCACACAGGAAUUUCUUCAGGCAGUUGGCUUUGAAAAGAAGAGCUUGGAGGUUUCUGGUCAAGAAAACAUGGAGGAAUUUUAUGUAAUAAGUGAGGAAACCCUCGUGCAACUGGAACACCUGAAGGAGUGCAAAACAAAGCUGAUGUCUGCAGAACCAGUGAGGGCCAAGCUGGAUCGACAACCCCGCGUCUUCAAGCCUUCACCGCAGGCCUCUCGCUUUGAGCUGCCAGCCGAUUUCUACAACCUGACAGCUGAAGAGCUAAAGAAGGAGCAACAGAUGAGGAGUGAAGCAGUGGAGCGAAAUUCAAUGCUGCGCACCAAAGCCAUGAGGGAGCGGGACGAGCAAAGGGAAAUGAGGAAAUACAACUAUACACUAGUGCGGGUCCGCCUGCCCGAUGGAAACCUACUGCAAGGGACCUUCUACGCCAGAGAGAAAGUUUCCGACGUGUAUGAAUUUGUCCGCAGUCACCUCCUGAACAGCUGGCAGCCCUUUGAGCUCCGGGCCCCUGCUGGACAGAAACUGAACGAGUCCACCGCCCUGAACGAGUGCGGCCUGGUACCGGCGGCUCUUCUGACAUUUGUUUGGGAUGCAGCGAUCCAGGCCGACAUCGAGGCAGCGUGUGCACAGAGUCGAGACAUCCUCACCUCUACCCUCAUGUCCAGCAUUGAAACUCUGACAUGAAGAGAAACGUCCUGGUCUUCUCUCAUUGUACUGAUCUAACAGUCAGGAGGAGUUAAGUCGGGGGGGGGGGGGGGAAAUAAUAAUAAUGCUGCUAGAUUGAAAAGAGCGAAAGAAAACGAGGCGUGUAGCACCUUAUUACUUUAACAAAGUGAGCCGAGUAAGUAACCAGUUUAAACUGUAAAAGGCUCCCCUGAAAACAAGCGGAUGACACAUUCACACCCUGUAAUAAGAAUCAAGCUGACGAUUUCACAACUCCAUUUAAAACUGUAACUGGUUAACGCGCUGUGGGACCCAAAGAGAGAGCAGGUCCCCCUCUCCGCCUUGUACAAUAUACUACUUUACAAAAGUGUUUGAUAUUUAGGGAACGCACACUUCCUUUAAAAGAUGGCUUGGUCCUUGCGAUAACUUUAACUUUUCUGAAGACUUUGAGCAGACAGAAUUCAAAUUGUAUUCCUUUGUAUGCAGGUGAUACCAGGCUUUUGGCUCUGAUGCAACAUAUCACACUAUCCGAUGCACUGCCAAUGGGAACCCGAAAUUCAAUAUGGCUGACACUCAGUGGGGUAAAUGUAACCGUCACGUCCUCACUCGGAGAACAAUUAAAAUGAUGGCUGUGUCUGCACGAACGAGCGCAAAAGUGCAUAAUCCUGUAUGAAUGAAGUGUUACAAUUAGUGGAAGGAAAAUGAACGAGGACUUGUUUUCAAAUGCAAAUACCACGUGAGCAGACUGGUGAUUGUGUGCCCGGGCAACUCCAGUGGGGCAGAAUCACUGGGUGUCAGUAAAGUGGCGUGCAGAGCCGUGAGCUCCAAGCCCUUAAUAAACUGAAGAGGCUUUCCCAGUGACAGCUGCUGGCUUAACAUUUGGUGCACGUCUGUGUGUGUCUGUGUGUGUGUGCAUCUCAAUCAAUUAGAAUAUCAACCUAAAGUUCAUUUAUUUCAGUAAUUCAAUUCAAAAGGUGAAACUCGCAGAUUCAUUAACACACAGACUGAUACAUUUCAAGUGUUUACAGUAAUCCCUCGCUACUUCGCAGUUCACUAUUCACGGAUUUUAUAUGUAAGCAUAUCUAAAUAUAUAACGCGGAUUUUUCGCUGCUUCGUGGGUUUCUGCAGACAAUGGGUCUUUUUACUUCUGGUAUUUGCUUCCUCAGUUGGUUUGCCCAAUUGAUUUCAUACAAGAGAUGCUAUCUGCGGAUGGGUGAGAAGCUACCCAAUCAGAGCACGCAGUUAAGUUCCUGUGUGCUGCUGAUUGGCUCAGCGACGGAGUGCUGCAUUAACCAGGAAGUCUCAUCUCACUCAUUCAGCAUUAACGUGCUACUGCUUCAGGGGCCGUGUCCAAGCGCCAACAGAAGAUGCAAACGAUUGCAGAAAAGGUAAAAGUUUUGGAUAUGUUGAAGGAAGGGAACAGCUACACCGCUGCAGGACACCAUUACAGCAUAAAUGAGUCCACGAUUCUUUUUACUUAAAAAGGAGGAAAAGCAUAUAAGAUCUACAGCCGCAGUGUCCUUUAACCAGGGCGCAAAACGAGUUGUAAGUGGACGUGAUAAGGCAGUAGUCUGGAUGGAAUCUGCUUUAGGAAUCUUUGCAACAAGGUCGACGACAAGGAUUCUAAAUGUGCAGAGAGUUGGAAUAUCAUACAGUUAACGUGUUCUGUGUGGUGAUCUAUUGGUGUUUGCCGCUGCUGUCAGGUCCAGAGGAAGCACUAGAAAAAAGACGGCACAAAAGACAGUACAUGAGACUUAAAAUGUAUCGUGUCAUUCGUUACGAUCGGGAAUAUGCGACACUUGAAUAUGAAAGCACCAUGAAUGCAUUUGUAUGUCGGCAUUUUGCUUCACCACACUGAUGGCUGAGCAGCUACCCAAUCAGAGCACGCAGUUAAGUUCCUGUGUGCUGCUGAUUGGCUCAGCGACGGAGUGCCGCAUUAACCAGGAAGUCUCACCUCACUCAUUCAGCAUUAACGUGCUCUUGCUACUGCAUUCAGGGGAUUAUCACCUUCACUGUCAUCAUUUUUACUGCGCAGCAUAUUCAUCACCAUCAUCACGUCAUAUAUAGCUACGUGUACUUCGCUAUACAGUAAGUGUAAACUUAUCUACCGAUUUCAUAUUGCUUAGCAGUUGUCCCUGUUAUUAAUAGAGUAAAGGGUGGGUUGUAAACAAUACAGGGAGGGUUUAAAAACGUCCAAAUACACAUUAAAUAAUUAAAUAAAUAUGGUGUCCCUACUUAGCGGAAAUUCAGUUAUUGCGGUCGGCCUUGGAACCUAUCUCCCGCGAUAAGUGAGGGAUUACUGUAUUUCUUUUCAUUUUGCUGCUUAUAGCUAAUGAAAACUCAAAAUUCAGUGGCUCAGAAAAUUGUGAAAAGUUCAAUAUUGUAGACUCGUGGUGUCCCACUCCACUCGGCUAAUGAACCCAAAACACCUACAGAGGGGUCCUGAGCCUUGAAAUGGUCUCUCAGUCUGGUUCAGUAGGCCACACAAUCGGACUGCUGACUUGACAGUUGUCCAGAAGACAGUCAUUGACAAGGAGGGGACACCACAAAAGGUCUUUGCUGAAGAAGCUGGCUGGUCACAGAGUGCCGUAUCCAAGCAGAUUAAUGGAAAGUUGGGUGGAAGGAAAAAAUGUGACAGCAGAAAAAAGGGACACAAGCAACAGGGAUAAGCGCAGCCUUGAGAGGAUUCUGAAGCAGAGCCAUUCAAGAAUUUGAGGGAGAUUCACAAGGAGUGGACUGCGGCUGGAGUCGUUGCUUCAAGAGUCACCACACACUGACGUGGGCUACAACUGUCACAGCAUUCCUUGUGUCAAGCCACUCCUGAACCAGAGACAACAUCAGAAGUGUCUUACCUGGGCCAAGGAGAAAACGGACUGGACUUUUGCUCAGGGGUCCAAAGUCCUCUUUUCAGAUGAAAGUCAAUUUUGAUAAUAAAUGUCCCAGAGUCUGGAGGAAGAGUGGAGAGACACAGAAUCCAAGUUGCUUGAGGUCCAGUGUGACGUUUCUACAGUCAGUGAUGACUUGCUGCUGGUGUUGGUCCACUGUGUUUUAUCAAGUCCAAAGUCAGCGCAGCCGUCUACCAGGAAAGUUUAGAGCACUUCAUGCUUCCCUCUGCUGACAAGCUUUAUGGAGAUGCUGAUUUCAUUUUCCAGCAGGACUUGGCACCUGCCCACACUGGCACAAGUACCAGCACCUGGUUUAAUGACUGUGGUAUCACUGUGCUUGAUUGGCCAGCAAACUCACCUGACCUAAACACCAUAGAGAAUCUAUCAAGAGGAAGAUGAGAGACACCAGAGCCAACAAUGUAGACAAGCUUAAGGCCACCAUCAAAGCCUCCAUAACACCUCAGCAGUGCCACAGGCUGAUCGCCUCCAUUAUGCAGUACUUCAUGCAAAAGGAGCUCCGACCAAGUAUGGAGUGCGUACAUCGAUAGACUCGCACCUGUAGAGCAACAUUUCUGUAUCUAUCUAUAAAAUUCUUUUCGCGUUUGAAACGGAAAUUACGUAUGACCACAGAACAUCAUAUAAUCCAUGAAUUAGCCAGGCGCGUUCUGACAGAAGUUUUAUUUAUUCGUCCACGUGACUGUCGCAGAAACUGCCAUGUUGCAACUUUUUUUUUAGUUGGCAGUACUUGAUAGUAGAAGAGAUGAGGAACACAGCUUUGCGUCUUUCUACUUUUUAACUGCGCCGAGCUGUAAACAAUGUGAAGACGAGACCGGCAUCAGCGGUGAGGGGUCGUGAGAACAAAGUGGACGCUGGGAGAUGCGGAAUGUCAGGCUGCUCCACCGGGUCAAGAGCUUUGCAAGUUUCAGGCAGCAUCUUCUCUUCUCACACUGUUUGUGACACUUCAAGUGCGCCGUUGGCUCCUGGGAGAGUGGAAAUCUUUGCGAAUGAAUGUAAUCGGUGCCAUCGAAGCAGGACUCUGUUUGUAAAUUACCCUGCACGACUACUUACGGUCCCUUAAGGUGAGUUCAGGUCACUAAAACCCCGCAACAUUCAAGGUUCCUUUUGUGAUCAAUUAUUUUAACAAGUAAAGCACAGGCAUGUAGUUCAAGGUUGUCAGGCAAAAAUUUGGAUGAUCACAUAGAAAAUGUAAUUUCUAUACCACAGCGGUCAUGUAGCGCCUUUCACAAGGGAUCUGCUACUGAGAGAUGAUCCAAAUACAUUUUACCUGCUGUUAGUACCACUUACCUGUUGUGUUAUAGCGCCUUUAAAAUGUAGUUUACUCCAAACCACUCCAGUAGUGCUCAAUAUAUCUUUACUUCUUAAAUGUUAAUGUUUUACUGUUUAAUAACUUCUAGACUACAUUUGAUUUUUUUCCCUUACAGUCAUUGAGCGAAGCCACUGGGUAAUCAACUAGUUAAAAAUAAUUUUUUCAUUGGUCUUAUGUAAUAUUCAAAUUUUCUGAGAUACUGAAUUUUGGGUUUUUAUUACCUGUAGGCCAUAAUCAGCAAAAUGAAAAGAAAUAAAACAUUUAAAAUAUAUCACUGUGUGUCAUGAGUCUAUACAAUAUAGGAGUUUCCCAUUUUGAAUCCAUCCAUUGUCCAACCUGCUGAAUCCGAACACAGGGUCAUGGGGGUCUGCUGGAGCCAAUCCCAGCCAACACAGGGCACAAGGCAGGAACCAAUCCCGGGCAGGGUGCCAACCCACCGCAGGACACACACCAAGCACACACUUGGGCCAAUUCAGAAUCGCCAAUCCACCUAACCUGCAUGUCUUUGGACUGUGGGAGGAAACCCACGCAGGGAGAACCUGGGAAGUGAACCCGGGUCUCCUUACUGCGAGGCAGCAGCGCUACCCACUGUGCCAGCGUGCCACCCCCAUUUUGAAUCAAAUUACUGAAAUAAAUGAACUUUGAUGACAUUCUAAUUGGUUGAGAUGCACCUGAAUAUCUAAACGUAUGCACACACACCCCACGGAGUUUGAGGACUAAACUGUCCUUUGCCGAAGUGUCAUCAGGUCUGCAGCAGACGAACUGUUCAACAGGAUUAGGCAGCCACCGUGUUUUGUAGUCCUGCCAAGUCCAUAUAGCAUGUCAAAGCUACGCCACAUCGCAUGCACCAUUUGAACAUUAAACAUAAAAGACGGAGUCCAGUGCUUGCAAUAGAUUUUUAAUCGCGGCCUAAAGGAGCCGACUUAGCCGUUAAAAUAAAAGAGCAGCUGCUCAGGCAAAGAACAACGCGUACCAGUCACAGUGUUGUCACACACCUUGAUGUAUUGCACUGUAUGUAUGACAAGCUGUAUGUUAAACGAUUCAGUAAUGUACAGUAUGUGGUCAUUAAAAGAUGCUUUAUUCUUCA
Molecule: messenger RNA, 6703 nt
Organism: Erpetoichthys calabaricus (reedfish)
Lineage: Eukaryota; Metazoa; Chordata; Cladistia; Polypteriformes; Polypteridae
Gene: ubxn6
Product: UBX domain protein 6
Exons: 11
Coding region: 109-1425 (438 amino acids)
Cellular component (GO): cytoplasm
Molecular function (GO): protein binding
Source: RefSeq, a predicted model, not a curated record